UUUUUUAACAUAAAAAAGGCUGGAUCCGACUUAUGCCACGCCAUUCCGGUUACAAAUUUCUCAUAUACGGUGGUGUUGGCGGCGGAACUCUUCGGAUUUUCACCGGAGCUUGCACCGCCUCCUUCAUCUUCUUAGCUUCUUACUUCACCGCAUUAAAUUAAAUUAAUCUGACCGAAACUUCGUCUUUUUCGGCACCUGUUUCUUCGAUUUGGUGCUUCCUCUUGUUUAUGGAUCCGGGCUCUAGAAGCUUCAUUUCUCGCUGUUUUGAAGUCUCUAUCACGGUUCUGCUUCCGGAGGUUUAACUUUGUUAGCUGAUUUGGUUUGAUUGAUGGUUUUGCAGAUUUUGUGGUGGAAGUAAAAUUGAUAUGCUGAGCAAAAAUGUCGUUGAGAAGUAUAGUAAGGGAACUUAAAGAAAUGAGGGAUGGGAUUGGUAACACGUCGAGGCGAGGUGUAGGAAGUAGGCAUUCUCAGCGUCGGACGAAGUCACACAUUGUUCCUGAUAUCACGCUAACGUCACUUGAACCUAUUCAGCAGGGACAAUGGGCAAAUAUACCAUCUGAAUUGCUUCUUGAUAUAAUUCGGAGGGUAGAAGAGACCGAGACUUCUUGGCCUGCACGUGCUGUUGUCGUUGCUUGUGCUUCCGUGUGUAAAUCAUGGAGGGCCGUCACAAGAGAGAUUGUCCAGACUCCCGAGCAGUGUGGAAGGCUGACAUUUCCUAUUUCAUUAAAGCAGCCGGGUCCUCGUGAUUCUCCGAUUCAGUGCUUCAUCAGGAGGGACCGAGAAACUUCUGCAUAUCUAUUGUACUAUGGAUUGGUGCCAUCUGAAAAUGAGACUGAUAAGCUGCUAUUAGCUGCCAAAAAGAUAAGGAGGGCAACAGGCACAGACUUCAUCAUAUCUUUGGUUGCCGAUGAUUUUUCUCGGUCCAGCAAUGCCUACGUUGGAAAACUCAGGUCUAAUUUUUUGGGCACCAAGUUCACUAUAUAUGACAGCCAACCUCCACAUGGAGCUGGAAUUCAACCAACUAGUCGGUCCAGUAGGAGAUUCCAUUCUAAGCAGGUAUCUCCAAGAGUUUCAGCAUGUAACUAUGUUGUUAGCACCGUUGCCUAUGAGCUGAAUGUUCUCCGCACGAGAGGGCCCAGAAGAAUGAACUGCAUCAUGACCUCGAUACCCGUCUCAGCUGUUCAGGAAGGGGGCAAUGCUCCAACUCCUACAUCUUUUCCUCAAAUUACUGAUGAACAUUUUUGUUCCGCCCCAGCACCAAAAGGUAAAGGUCCAAUUGGAGAUUUAAGCAAUUCAACCUUCUCAGAGAUGCUGCCGGUACAGAGCCAAGGCCCAAUUGAUUCUCUGGUACUUAAAAACAAGUCUCCCAGAUGGCAUGAACAGCUGCAAUGCUGGUGCCUAAACUUCAAGGGCCGUGUUACAGUGGCUUCGGUUAAGAACUUUCAACUUGUGGCUGCUGUUGAGCCAUCUCAUAAUGUUUCUGCCGCAGAGCAAGAAAAGGUUAUCUUGCAGUUUGGAAAAAUUGGAAAAGAUAUAUUUACUAUGGAUUAUCGGUAUCCACUCUCUGCCUUCCAAGCAUUUGCAAUAUGCUUGAGCAGCUUUGAUACAAAACCAGCCUGUGAAUGAGACCCAUGCCACUGGGUCAUUGUCUGCUGGUUCUCCCCACAUAUAUAUGUAUAAUUUGCUAGACACAGCAUGGUGAGAUGCAAGCUGACUAAUGCAGUCAUUAGUAUUUCCCCUUUAUGUUAGUUGUUGUAUGUGUAAUUUUAACCUUUAUGUUGUUUCAUAGCUCUGUAUCUGUAACUUUAAGCUUCAUGUUGUUUCAUAGCCCUGCAAUUAAAUUUAUGUAGAUGAUGUAUCUGUAAUUUUAA
Vicia villosa (hairy vetch) is the source of this 1871-nucleotide messenger RNA. RefSeq names its product tubby-like F-box protein 5. The transcript is spliced from 5 exons. Gene Ontology annotation, molecular function: protein binding. The coding region runs from base 379 to 1626 and encodes 415 amino acids. NCBI's taxonomy places the organism in Eukaryota, Viridiplantae, Streptophyta, Magnoliopsida, Fabales, Fabaceae. The record is from RefSeq and is a predicted model, not a curated record.